Molecule: messenger RNA, 558 nt
Organism: Huiozyma naganishii CBS 8797
Lineage: Eukaryota; Fungi; Ascomycota; Saccharomycetes; Saccharomycetales; Saccharomycetaceae
Gene: SPO16
Product: Spo16p
Exons: 1
Coding region: 1-558 (185 amino acids)
Biological process (GO): regulation of reciprocal meiotic recombination; synaptonemal complex assembly
Molecular function (GO): DNA secondary structure binding
Source: RefSeq, a predicted model, not a curated record
AUGGAGAUCACACAAAGACGAACAUUUACCUGUGGCAGAAACCGUAUCUUGGUUGUCUCUAUCAGUCGAAAACGGCUUUGGGAGGAUGUAGACGGGAUAACCGGUGAUAACCAAAUUGACCGCCGUGACUCUCUGAUUAUCUCAAAGCUGGAGCAGUUGCUUCAAAAAUUGCAAGGGGAAAUCAUGUCUAGCACCGUUGCUGGAGUGAAUCUGGAGAUAGACACACUCGUUUACCCACUAUGCUAUUGGGAACAGUUACUGUCGUGCGCAUUUCUCCAGUUUGGACGGGAAACCUCCAGUAAAGUCUUCGUCACUCAACGGACCACUCAGAACAGACAACGAUUCUCCCAGAACAACAAAGCGUUACUCUCAUGGCAAGUAGAUCUCCUCACGGAGGAAACACCAGAGUCCGACCUGACCGUGGAUGAGGAUUAUGCCGUGAAAACAAUCCUCAUGACACUUUUCCAGAUGGCAGGAGUAUCGGACGACGCAGAGAUCGAGAAUUUACUAGCGAGUUACGUAUCGUUAGAGGAUUUGAUUAGACACCUAUUUACUUAA